AUUAAUGAAUAAUAUUAGGAAUCAUGAAAAAAUAUCAUAAAAUCUUUCAUGAAGAUUUUUCUUCCUUUGAUUAGUGUGUGAUGUUUUUUUAUAUGUGUAAUCUAACCGUGAAGAAUAUUUCAGGAUCACUUUCAUGAUAUUUUUUUUAUGAUACUUAACAUUACUCAGGAUUAAUUAGCUACCACAUUUUAAGUCCUAAUAGUGUGAACUUAUUGUUAAUUAUAAUAUUAAACACACCACCCAAAUACGCAUAUCCUAGAUGUGGAUUUUGUUCAAAACCUGAUCAGAAUGAAGCUGAUCUGCUAGCACCAAGGAAGAAGAUGAGUGGCAAACACACUCACAUAGGUCCUGGAACAUGGCGAAUCAGCUGCAGCUUCCAUUCCCUUGUAGCAGUCCUUGUCGCGGUAUUCAUCAUUUCGGUGUUUUACACAACUAGAGUGAACAAAUUGCUGGUGGAAGAUCAUCAGGAAGCAAGCAUAGAGAACAAAAUGCUGAGGAAUGGUCAUCAGGUGGUGAGCAAAAAUGGCUCCGGGGACUCAUUGCAAGGCUGCAACUUGUUUUCGGGCAAAUGGGUAUAUGAUGAUAAGUCUUUCCCUCUAUACAAAGAGCUAGAAUGUUCAUUUAUUGAUGAUGGGAUGGCAUGCGAGAGGUUUGGGAGAAGGGAUUUCAAUUAUCAACAUUGGAGGUGGCAACCUCACGAUUGCGACCUUCCAAGGUUCAAUGCCAUACCAAUGUUGGAGGAACUAAGGGGGAAAAAGCUUGUAUUUGUUGGGGAUUCAUUGAACCGGAACCAAUGGGCUUCAAUGGUCUGUUUGGUUCAGUCACCAAUUCCUCCCUCACUCAAAUCCAUGAAUAUCAAUGGCUCAUUAAUCUCCUUCAAGGCCAUUGAAUAUAAUGCCUCGAUUGAUUUCUAUUGGGCUCCAUUGCUUGUGGAAUCAAACUCUGAUGAUUUUAUCAACCAUCGUAUACCUGAUCGGAUUGUCAGAGUACAAGCAAUUGAAAAGCAUGCUAGAUACUGGACUGAUGCAGACAUAUUGGUAUUUAAUUCUUACAUUUGGUGGAGAAGGCCUAAAUUGAAGGUUUUGUGGGGAUCAUUUGGAAGCUCUGACGGAAUCUACAAAGAAGUAGAGAUGUUACGAUCGUACGAGCUGGCUCUAAGAACAUGGUCAGAUUGGUUAGACAUUCAUAUCAACCGUACCAAGACCAAAUUGUUCUUCACAAGCAUGUCACCCACUCACGAGAGGGCUGAAGAAUGGGGUAUGCCUCCAAACCAAAAGUGCAACAAUGAAACAGAGCCAAUUUCAAAAGGACAUUGGGGAAUCGAUUCAGACCCUAGAAUGAUGCGAGUAGUGGAAGCGACAAUAGAUGAACUAAAAGCAAGAGGUUUGAAGGUACAAAUGCUUAACAUAACACAACUUUCAGAGUAUCGAAAAGAUGCCCACCCAUCUAUCUAUAGGAAGAUAUGGGGGUCUAAGGAGGAACAAUCAAAUCCUAUACGUGAUGCGGAUUGCUUACAUUGGUGCCUUCCUGGAGUGCCUGAUGUUUGGAAUUUGCUCCUAUACGCCUACAUUUUUUAUUAUUAACUACAUUCAUCUUACUCUUUUAUGGCCACAUUUUACAAAUCAAGCAAUUCGGGCAAACCCGGCUUCCAGUCUGAAAUAGUUUACCCAAGCUCAAGACUCGGUGCAUCUCCAAGAGUUCGGAUUAAAUUUAGGUUGUCCCAAUUCAACAACAAUAAAAAUUUAUUUUGGGUUGACAUUGAGUUUUCUUGAACCAAGAUAUUGUACGUUUUGAAAAUAUUUAAAACAAUCACAGACGGAAAAUACAAUAGGAAAGGCUCUGUUUGGUAACGUUCCAGAGUUUAUUUUGCAUAUAAUGUUUGUUUAGGGGUUUCAAAUCAUAAUUCCACGCACUUUUGAAAACUCGGUUGAAGGCGAGAAAAUUUGGAUUAACCGGUUGUCCCACCGGACGUCCUAUCGGACGUCUCACCGGUCGUCCGGCCGAUUAACCAAAA
This is a messenger RNA of Camellia sinensis, 2014 nucleotides long. Its product is annotated as protein trichome birefringence-like 34. The record is from RefSeq and is a predicted model, not a curated record. Gene Ontology annotation, molecular function: O-acetyltransferase activity. Lineage: Eukaryota; Viridiplantae; Streptophyta; Magnoliopsida; Ericales; Theaceae. Gene Ontology annotation, cellular component: Golgi apparatus.